Symbiodinium necroappetens is the source of this 534-nucleotide messenger RNA. Lineage: Eukaryota; Dinophyceae; Suessiales; Symbiodiniaceae. The record is from the annotation of a GenBank genome assembly.
AUGUCUGCCGUCGACAGCCAGAUCUGCUCCCGGUGCAACAGCACCGGCCACAGGGCCGCUCAGUGCCCGAAGAUGCCGUUCUACAAAACUUGCGAGUAUUGCAAGGUGGUCGGGCAUGGAGUGAAGGCCUGCCCGGUUUUGCAGCGCAAGGCCCUGGAAAAGGUCAGCAAGCAGAAGGAGGCAGAGAAGAAAGCUGCCAAUGAUGCUUGCAGCGAGUCUGGAACAAGUACCACGGCCUCGUCCGAGAGAGCGUGGUGGCAGAAGCGGGCGGCAAAGAAGGGCAAGUCGAGGACGGCAUGGUCAGAGUGGCAUCCGGAGCAUUGGGUGCUGAGUGAAGAUGAGGAGCGGGAGGCUCGCAAGCUGGAGAAGAAGCUUCGCGAGAUCGCUGCCCUCGAACAGCUGGUAGAGCAAGGGAAGCACCUGGAUUCACUUCAGCUGCAAAAGGUGGAUCGGAGGAGUGAGAUCGAGUCUCAUGAGGUGCUGCGCAAAGUGCGCCUUGGUUACCAGCGGAUCGCUCUGCCGGCUGCUUCCUAG